Lingula anatina is the source of this 3442-nucleotide messenger RNA. RefSeq lists its product as uncharacterized. Gene Ontology annotation, molecular function: DNA-binding transcription factor activity, RNA polymerase II-specific; RNA polymerase II cis-regulatory region sequence-specific DNA binding. Gene Ontology annotation, biological process: regulation of transcription by RNA polymerase II. NCBI's taxonomy places the organism in Eukaryota, Metazoa, Brachiopoda, Lingulata, Lingulida, Lingulidae. The record is from RefSeq and is a predicted model, not a curated record. Gene Ontology annotation, cellular component: nucleus.
CAGCAGCAGCAACAACAACGUAUGACAACCAACGGGAAUGUUGAACACGAAAAUGGAGAUGUUUCCCAUGAUCUCAGCUCGCUGAAGAUGAACGGCACCAAGCGUCCCAGUAGCACACAGCGAUCCAAGUCAGAUCUUUCUCCUCAGCAGGUGUCUGGGGAUCUCAGCCAACAGAAUGCACUGAUGUUGAUGUCGUCGUCGCAGGGACUGUCUCCGCAGCAGUUACAGCAGUUAUUACAGCAGCAGCAGCAGUUAUUGUCGGGUCCACAGCAAGUACAGAUGAUGCAACAGCAGAUACUACAGCAGCAGCAAAGCCACAAAUUCCACGAACAAGUUCUCCAGCAGCUCAACGAGCAGCUCCAGUUCAACAUCCUCCAGCAGUCGCAGCUUGUCCAGCAGCAAGCCAGCGCCCAGGGGGAGAAAAAGCCACAGAAUCUAAAACAAAUCCAGUCACAGCUCCAGCAGUUGGCAGUCCAGCAGCAGCAGCUCAUCCAGCAGAUCCAGAUGCAACAAAGACAGUAUUUACUGGCACAGGGCAUUGGGCUGCCGCUACAUCAGUUUGGAGUGCAUCCAGGAAUGUCUCCGGCGGAGUUACAACAGUUAUGGAAGGAGGUAUCAGGUCAAGGUCACGGCACUGGAAACAGAGACCACAACGAAGACGCUGACACCAUGUUAAAAAAUGGCACCACCAAUGGACUGAAUCAACUUCUCGUCUCUGGCGGUGUGCCGUCAUCGUUCCCUUCUUUCCUGCCUAAUGGAUUUAACGAUCCUUUUCUACUAGCGGGAGGCUUGUUAAAUCCUCUGAAACCAGACGGGGGAGCAGCUCCAGGGACGCACCCCUUAUAUGGUCACGGGGUAUGUAAGUGGCCCGGCUGUGACACACCCUGUGAUGAUUUCGCAUCAUUUUUAAAACAUAUCAAUAAUGAACAUCAGUUGGAUGAUAGAAGCACAGCUCAGGCGAGAGUCCAGAUGCAGGUCGUCAGUCAGCUAGAAAUACAGUUGGCCAAGGAAAGGGAGCGUCUCCAGGCCAUGAUGCAGCAUCUCCACAUGACCCCCAAACAGCCACCCCCCCUGGCCCCCCUCCAACCCCCUCAGGUGGACAGCAAACACGAGCUGCCCGUCAGCAUGGCACUUAAUCUUACACCUCAGUCGAUUCCUUCUCCCCUCCAGUUAAAACAGCCAGUAGUGAGCGUCCCCAACCCCCUUCCCGUGCUGACACCCCCCACACGUAGCCCUCCCACCAACAGCACGCCCAAACAGAGCGCGCCAACGACACCGCACACACCUCAGUCCAUGCUGUCAACACCGCAGAACUCGCGACCGAGCAGCGCGGGGCCCGUGCGGAGACGUGUCUCGGAUAAGUGCAAUCUGCCAAUCUCAGCAGGUACUGACCAGUUAGACUCCGUGCAUUCAGAAAUACAACGAAAUCGAGAGUUCUACAAGAAUACGGACGUCAGGCCGCCAUUCACCUAUGCCUCGUUAAUCAGACAGGCAGUUAUCGAAUCUCCAGAAAAACAGCUAACUUUAAAUGAAAUCUACAACUGGUUCCAAAACACUUUUGCAUUCUUCCGGAAAAAUGCUGCCACCUGGAAGAAUGCUAUACGCACCAAUCUGUCUCUGCAUAAAUGUUUCGUACGGUACGAGGAUGAUUUCGGCUCCUUUUGGAUGGUGGAUGAUAUAGAAUUUAUCAGGCGCCGUCACCUUACCAGGGGGAGGCCCCGAAAAUCACAUGACUCCAGCGAUUUCACUUACGCACACAAUAUCCAGAUCAAGAGUCCAUCAUUACAAAAUCAUCCUCAGUUAUAUGGCGAGAGCCUGAACGCCAGUCUUAGGGCUGCUCUUGCAGAGAGCAAUUUCCCAUUGUUAAGUAAUUCUGGCAGCAGUAUGGAUGAAGUGGAGGAUCUGUCCAUAUCUCGUCAGACCAGCCAGAACGUAGACGACACUGAGGGCUUGGCCACAGAACCCUUAAGUGAAUCAGAAGACAGUAAAAAAUCAGAAGACAAGCGUCCAGAAUACAUGGCUGGAAACUCUCCCAAUGAUGUCAGCAUGGAACAGGCUGUUUACCAUGGCAACGCUGUAUACAGCCAGCACGGGGAAUCCAUAUACCACCAUGGUGAGCCAGAGGAUGCCGGGCUGGGGAAACCCUUACUAGCCUCUCCUAUCAGACCCAAGGAAGAGGACGGCAGUGAGAGAUGCGGGCAAUACAAUGGCGAGAGUUCUCCUCUGACCAGAGUCAGUGUGGAAGGGACAACUGUAUGUCAUGGGAGCACUAUGUAUACACAUCACAGAGAGGCUGGCUAUCACCAUGGUGAUGCUGAGGAUGCUGGGAUGGGGAAGCCUCGGAUGGUUUCCAUGGCAACGCCAGAUGAGGCAGACAUGAUGAGGCCCCUGUCGAACCCCAGCAUCAAUUCACAUUCCAUAAGUGGAGACACCUAAGUUGUUGAAAACUGUGCAGAAGACAGAACUUUUUACGAUAUCACCAACUGGGCUGUCUUCUUCAAGAAUAGAGAAAAGCAGAUUUUAAUCAGAAGAGAAGUUGCCAUCUUUGCAAUGCUGUUAAAAAACUGCGUCACACAAAUAUCAGGGAGCGACUCCCCAAUCGUACUUUAUGUAUUGAUAAAUGUGAAAGUGCAUUGAGUAGCAGAGGAAAAUUUGACAUUCAAAGACACUCAGCAAUGAGAGGAUUUAUUUAACACACACUGUCAUUGUUUCAGUCUCAUUCUUAGCAAUAACCAAUUGUAUUGAACAAUUCUGACAGGGAAGCCAGUAUUGUAUAGACAAGCAAAGGCGAACAUUUUCUCAUGAGGGGCAACAAAAAAUUAUAUUGACAGAAAUCUGGAGCCACAAUUGAUGCCUGUCUGGAAACACUGGAUUUACCAUCAACAUUUUGUUUCAGCAGGCAUAAAAACCCAGAUUAGAUAGCAUUGCAAGGCAAAAUCCCAUACCUGCUCCGAUAUAAUGCAAUGCAACUCUGUCAUAGAUGGCAGCACAAGCUGUCAAGAUACCCCCCCAGCAAUACUUGAUAUACAGAAAAAGGUAGCAUAAGAUAAUACCACAUGGUCACAAUGGAAGAUGCUGGUAUAUUUCAGUGUGUACUUAUAUUAAAGUUACAGGAAAAAAGACAGGACUUAUUAGAUAGUGAAAAAAAUAUCAUAUCAUUAUCUGGUAAUACAUACAGGUAAUAUCAGACCCCAUUUUAAUUGGUUGUUUUGUACAGUUCUAUCGUACUCUGUAUUGUGUAAGUGACGUCGGCUUCUGUAGUCCUUAGCAAUAUUGACUUGGUUUACCAGAGCUGCAUUUACUGCUUUUAUUUCCAGAAUUAUUUCAUCAACUGGCACAGCAAUAUGGGAUGUUUUUAGGAGGGGACAUAAGGUGUAAUUUUAAAAUGAGGAAAUGUGUAUUUUCUAAGAUUUAUGAUUUUGAUAAAACUAGGGAAGAAGGA